UAUAUAUAUAUAUAUAUACAACUGUAUUUACUCUGCAAAGCCCUAGUUUUUUUCCGAGGGUUAGCUCUUGUUUUCUGAGAACGCUGAUACAUUCUGGCGAUGGCGACGUCGUUCGGGGCUGCGCACACCGCGAUCCCAAGAGAGCCGAAGGUUCUAAUUCAGAGGUUUCAUGGCUUGAAUUCUUCGCAUUCUCUGCUCUUGAACAAGCGCAUACAUGUCUUCUCAGAUUCUACUUCCAAUCGUCCCAUCAUCAGAGCUGUUUCAACGCCACUCAAGCCAGAUACUUCCACUGAGCCUAAGCGUAGCAAAGUUGAAAUUUUUAAAGAACAAAGUAACUUCAUUAGAUACCCUCUUGACGAAGAGCUCUUAACAGACACUCCAAAUAUAAAUGAGGCUGCUACACAAAUGAUCAAGUUCCAUGGAAGCUAUCAACAGACCAACAGGGACGAACGUGGUUCAAAGUCUUACUCAUUCAUGCUUCGUACCAAGAAUCCUUGUGGAAAGGUUUCCAAUGAACUCUACUUGGCUAUGGAUGAUCUUGCUGAUCAGUUUGGAAUUGGAACACUUCGUUUGACUACCAGACAAACAUUUCAGCUCCAUGGAGUUUUGAAGAAGGACCUGAAGACGGUGAUGAGUACCAUCAUUAGAAGCAUGGGUUCAACACUUGGAGCAUGUGGUGAUCUCAACAGAAAUGUUCUUGCACCAGCCGCGCCACUUGCUAGAAAAGAUUACCUUUUUGCACAGGAGACUGCGGAAGAUAUUGCUGCACUUCUAACUCCUCAGUCUGGUUUUUAUUAUGAUAUGUGGAUGGAUGGAGAGAGAAUUAUGUCCGCAGAACCUCCUCAUGUAGUGAAGGCCCGCAAUGAUAAUUCUCAUGGGACAAAUUUCCCUGAUUCACCUGAGCCCAUUUAUGGAACUCAGUUCUUGCCACGGAAAUUCAAAGUUGCAGUUACUGUGCCUACAGAUAACUCAGUGGAUAUUCUCACAAAUGACAUUGGGGUUGUUCUAGUUUCAGAUGAUAAUGGGGAGCCUCAGGGUUUCAACAUUUAUGUUGGUGGUGGGAUGGGAAGAACACACAGACAGGAAGCAACAUUUCCCCGUCUGGCAGACCCAUUGGGUUAUGUACCAAAGGAAGAUAUAUUGUAUGCAGUGAAAGCUAUUGUUGUUACACAACGAGAAAAUGGGAGAAGGGAUGACCGCAAGUAUAGUAGAAUGAAAUACUUGAUCAGCUCAUGGGGAAUUGAGAAGUUUAAAGCUGUUGUUGAACAGUAUUAUGGAAAGAAGUUUGAACCUUUCCGUGAAUUGCCUGAGUGGGAAUUUAAGAGUUAUUUGGGAUGGCAUGAGCAGGGUGAUGGUGGUUUAUUUUGUGGGCUCCAUGUUGAUAAUGGUCGUAUUAAGGGGACGAUGAAGAAGACAUUAAGGGAAAUUAUUGAGAAGUACAACUUGAAUGUGCGAAUCACACCAAACCAGAACAUGAUCUUGUGUGAUAUUGGCCAAGAAUGGAGGGACCCGAUUACCACAGCUCUUGCACAGGGUGGUCUGCUGCAUCCUAGGGAUGUAGAUCCCCUCAACGUAACUGCAAUGGCAUGCCCAGCUUUUCCACUUUGCCCUCUGGCAAUAACUGAAGCUGAGCGUGGAAUACCUGACAUCCUAAAGCGGGUUCGUGCCGUAUUUGAGAAGGUUGGUCUUGAAUAUAAUGAAUCUAUAGUGAUAAGGAUAACUGGUUGUCCUAAUGGUUGUGCUAGACCCUACAUGGCUGAACUUGGAUUAGUUGGUGAUGGUCCUAAUUGUUAUCAGAUUUGGCUCGGGGGAACACCCAAUCAAACCUCGCUGGCAAAAUGCUUUAUGAAUAAGGUUAAGGUGCAGGAGCUUGAGAAAGUUUUGGAACCUUUGUUUUACUAUUGGAAGCGGAAGCAGCAGUCAAAAGAAUCAUUCGGCGGCUUCACAAAUCGCAUGGGAUUUGAGAAACUCCAGGAAUUGGUUGACAAAUGGGAAGAAGGUCCAGUAGAUGAACUUGAAGCUCUUUAAAGAGACUAAUGCGGCUUUGGUGAACUUGCAAGGCUCCAAAACAAUAAUGCUCAUCUAUUAGCUAUGGAAAUCAUUCGCAUUUCAUUGCUUACCAACUAAAUGGUGAAGGUGAGAAAAAGUUAACCCAUGCCCACUUUCCCUGCUAGUACUAUUCAGCAACAGCUGAAACAAGUGGAGAUUGGAUUUUGGUACCUUUUGCAUUUAGUUUUAUUUGUGUUUCUGUGUAUCUAGACAUGAUUUUGCAUUCUAUUUUCUUUAGUUUCCAAGUUUUUUCCUUAAGUAAUGGAUCACCAGAGAGGUUUGUGUUUAUUCCUCAACGAAGUGUGAUGUUGUAGCCAUUAGGUUUGUGUUCACGCUCCUAUUGUCAACUAGCCAAGAACAUAAUGUAGCGUUCGGUUUUCUAGAAUGGAGGUGAAUUGGAAUGGUGUACUCAUUCUUUGCCCUCCGUAUAGAAAUCAUUCUAUGAUGAAUAAUGAUAUCAUUUGCAAUGUAUUUGCCAUAAUUUUUUUUUAGUGAACCAAACGUGAGAAUGAACA
Molecule: messenger RNA, 2564 nt
Organism: Camellia sinensis
Lineage: Eukaryota; Viridiplantae; Streptophyta; Magnoliopsida; Ericales; Theaceae
Source: RefSeq, a predicted model, not a curated record